AAGCAUGAUUUUUCAGAAAAAAAAUAUUUAAUAAUAUGAAAACAUAUUAAAGAGUUUUUACAAUAAUUAAUUCAUAAUGGUUAUGAUUUGAUAUCUGCUCUGAUACAAUAUACUCUCUUGACUCCGGAGAGUAAACUAAACAGUAGACAAAUACAAUAGACAUAAUCAGACAUGCCUGAAGAAGAGCACAAGUCCAAGACUGUUGAGAAUGAGAAUCUGAACUCGAAGUUUCUAUUUGGAAACAUUUCAAGAUUAUCUUCAAGAUGGCAGUCCUGGUUACUCAGAGUUCAAUCAGGGUUUAUCCUGAUGUCCAGUUUCUACCUGGUGGUAAGGAUGGGUCCAAUAGGUCUCCUCCUUCUCACAUAUCUAGUACAGAUUGUAUCGUUUCACGAGGCAAUGGAAACUGCAAUUUUGUUCACAAAGAGCGAGGAUUUGAGAGUCUGGUCCUGGCAGCUUCUUCUUCUGGCAAAUAUCUUUUGGACUAAUCCAAUAGUAGCAAAAUAUUCCCCAGCAUCUCUAGAUCGCUUUAAAGAGCCAAUGUGCUUUCUAACCUACCUUCUCCUGAUUGUAUGGUUUCUCCUGAGCAUGAAGGAUGCAUCUAAAUGUCUGAUUAAAUAUUGUCACUUUGCCUGGACUCAUCUUCUCAUCCUCUUCACAGCUUUCCAGGCAUCUCUAGUUCUUCAUACACUUCAGCAUGGCAUGGUUUGGUACAUUUUUGCAAUGUCAAUAAUAACAAUCAACGACAUCUCUGCAUAUAUGUGUGGUUUCUUCUUCGGCUCCAGGUCUCUGAUAGUUGUGAGUCCUAAGAAGACCGUUGAAGGGUAUGUCGGGGGAGGCCUACUCACAAUAAUGUUAGGUCCAUCCUAUGGAUUUCUUCUUCUACAGUUUCCUAGUAUACUCUGCCCAACAGGUGGAUUAUCAGUACUAGAAUGUGAUCCCUUGAGCUAUCCUCUUUACUCUGGUAGUAUACCGCCCUUUAUCCUGCACUGUCUAGUAAUCAGUAUAUUCGCUAGCACCUUCGGACCUACUGCAGGGUUCCUGUGUAGCGGCUUCAAACGAGCUUGUAACAAAAAAAAUUUUGGAAAUUUUAUUCCUGGUCAUGGCGGAGUUUUGGACAGAUGUGACUGCAUGUUUCUCAUGGCUUCAUUUACCUACGUUUACGUUAAACAUUUUGUUGUUGCUGAAUAAUAUUUACAUUUUAUUUAUUUUGUUUUAUACAAUAAGUUCUAAUAAAUAUUUUUACAUGAAAGUGA
Messenger RNA from Eurytemora carolleeae, 1253 nucleotides. RefSeq names its product phosphatidate cytidylyltransferase 1. Gene Ontology annotation, molecular function: phosphatidate cytidylyltransferase activity. Gene Ontology annotation, cellular component: endoplasmic reticulum membrane. NCBI's taxonomy places the organism in Eukaryota, Metazoa, Arthropoda, Copepoda, Calanoida, Temoridae. The record is from RefSeq and is a predicted model, not a curated record. The transcript has 10 exons. Bases 172 to 1188 code for a protein of 338 amino acids.